Messenger RNA from Harpegnathos saltator (Jerdon's jumping ant), 1307 nucleotides. RefSeq lists its product as uncharacterized. NCBI's taxonomy places the organism in Eukaryota, Metazoa, Arthropoda, Insecta, Hymenoptera, Formicidae. The transcript is spliced from 7 exons. The record is from RefSeq and is a predicted model, not a curated record. Bases 60 to 749 code for a protein of 229 amino acids.
CAAAAGACGAGAGCGUGACGAAAGAAGAAUUGGUAAAUCAAGAUGACAGAUCGAUCAAAAUGCACAAUAACGAAGUCACCACGUUAUCAAACCACGUCAUCGUCAGAGGAAGGCCCGAAAUGCAGGAAGAUGCAAGAAUCCUGAGGAGAUGUGCAGGAAGAUAUCGAAGACGAUAUUGGCGAAUUGAGAAGUUUCAGAUAGUGCCUUCUCCAACAGGACAACCUGGACACGAAAUAGCACCUGCGGAGACUCCACGGACUACUGAAUCAAAUAAUCUGAAAAUGAACAGUACGCUACAAAGCAUUUUAAAGUCCUUGGAAACUAAUCGGGAUCGUAAACGUUUGCCCCGCAAACCAACCAGCCUGCCGAUAUCUAGCUACGCUGAGAUGGACGCUUUUGAAUUAAUUAACGACGAUGAAUAUGGAGAACUUAUAGGUUAUUUUAAUUAUAUCGGAGGCUUUAACCUGAAAGAAACUGUCAACCUCUGCUUCAAGGAAGCAAUAACAGACGAUAUCACGUCACUUUUUACUUGGUGGGGUCGCCACGAUGGUGCAAGACCCUUAUAUAAUGCUCGCAUCAUUCUAGCUAUUUACGAGGCAGUAUGCGGUAACCGGAAUUUCACCAAACCAACACGUUCGAAAUUUCAAGCGCAUAAGCGAGAAGCUCUACGGGCAGCCAAGCAGAGGAAAAGAACGAAAUCACGUGGACCGCGUGCUGAAGGACCGGAUCGAAGAGCGCAAAAUUUUUGAAAUGAUGAAGCGGAUGAUCUUGCAGACAGCGAUGAAUAAGCGAAAUUUCAACAUUUGUUACGUGAUCAAUUCGAUGUCUACGAAGGAAAGAAGGAAGAUAAUCGCAGGGCUGUAAGUAGGACUACGAGGGACACCAUCCGGAGGAUCGCACGGUGGGCGAGUCGGUAGGAGUCCGGCACUACCUCGGGGCUCCCCAGCACGGGUCCCGGGGUGUUCAUGAUGGAUUUUCUCCCACUGAAAAAAAAAACUGCGAUUGACCAAACGGCACUUUUCAGUUGCCAGUUUAAUAUAUAUCAAAUAUUUGUAAUUUAUAAUUAAUCUGUUCGUUUUUGAAGAACUUUGAAUCUGUUUCCUGUUUCUACAUUGCUGAACAGGUGCAAUAAGUUAAAGUGAGACAGUUAUAUAUUUUUUCACUUUAACUUAUUACUUUAGCUCAGUAGUACAGUAAUAGAAAACAGACCUAUGUUGGUUUCUUGUGUGUUAAAAUUUCUUUUUUCUAAUUUUUCAAAUAUUGUAUAAUGUAAUCGAAAAAACGUGAACUUUUCUAUGUAAAAAUUU